Plasmodium vivax (malaria parasite P. vivax) is the source of this 2013-nucleotide messenger RNA. RefSeq lists its product as hypothetical. The record is from RefSeq and is a predicted model, not a curated record. NCBI's taxonomy places the organism in Eukaryota, Apicomplexa, Aconoidasida, Haemosporida, Plasmodiidae. The coding region runs from base 1 to 2013 and encodes 670 amino acids. The transcript has a single exon.
AUGAAGGCCUUGUGGAAGGUCCCUUUUUGCCUUUCCCUCUGGAACAUUUUAAUUUACUCAAAUUGUGCGAAGGUGACCAACGCAGAUCAGCUGAAAACCAGUUUGAGAAAUGGCUUUGGGCAGACUGGCAAUUUGACCGGUCAUGGGGAGGGGUUCUCCGUGCAGGGGAAUGACAAUGAGGAAGUGGACUCGGGCGGGCUCGGCCAUGCAGCAAAAGAGGUUUUGGGCGAUACAUUGGAAACAGGGCCUGCAGCAGCAGCAGCGGCGGCUAAGAACUGUCCGGACAAUGCACAAGGAUGCGAAGGUGGGGAUAAAUGUACUCACACAAAGGCCACCCCAGCUGUCAAUCACUCUACUUGUAAGGAAGAAAAAUGUGAACAUUCAGUAGCCGACUGUCCUGCCAAAAAUUCCAAAAAUAAAUGUGAAACGUGCAAGGGAAAAGAUUGCAAUCCGUGCCCAGGGGAAGGAGAAGAAACGGAUAAGAAGUGUCAAGGACAACAGUGCAAAAUAUGCCAAGGUAAAUGUUGUGUUGAAUGUAAAGGCAAAGAUAGCAAUGGAUGUACUAAACCAACUUGCGAAGUAUGCGGUGGAAAAGGAUUCGUUAAAUGUUCAACGGAAGAGAUGACCCACGUUUCAGCUGUCUGUCCUCUCACUUGCACCACAGUAGAUUGCGCUCAGUGUAAAGAAGGCGGUUGUGUUAAAUGUACACAAUGUGGGGGCGAUACAUCCAAGAUGGCCGCAUGCACCGUUUGCAAAGGAACGGGGUGCACUACGCACCCCGGAGCAACCACAGUGCCUUGCCCUGCCGAAUGUACUGAUCCUUGCCCAGGGGAGGAUAGUACGCCGUGUACGGACCCAUGCUGUACUCCAUGCCCAGGGGAAACCAGCCCUGGGGGUGCAGCUCCAGGAUGCACUACUCCAGGCCCACAGGAAAACUGCGCUGAGCUUGUAAAGCCAGAUUGUAAUCCAUGCCCAGGGGUAGGUGAUGGAGGAUGCAAAGGAAACAGUUGCACAUUAUGUGGGGGAUGCUGUUGUGUGGUAUGUCCUGGUAAAGGUGAAGAACAGUGCCCAGGAAAAAAAUGUGAGACGUGCCAAGGAAAAGGCUAUGUUGUAUGUAAAGGGGAAAACAGUUCUAAUGUGUGUAAGGGAGAAGGUUGUGAAACUUGCAAAGGAAAACGUUGUGUGGAAUGCCCGGGAAAAGACAAAAAUCCAUGCCCGGGAAAAGAAUGCACUGUAUGUGCAGGAAAGGGAUGCAUCAAGUGUCCUGGUGAAAAUAAUGUCGAAUGUCCACUGAAGGGAUGUGAAGUAUGUUCUGAGAAUGGCUUUAUCGAGUGCACAGAAACAGACAAUAACAAAUGCCCAAGAACGAAGCCGAUUAAAUGUCCCAACGCAGUGGGGGUAAAUUGCACCAAUGCAGAUUGUGAUGUGUGUAAAAGAAGAACCAUAACUGCAACUUCGGUGACAGAUCAGGCUCCCGCUAUAGAAUCAACGACACCUGUUGUGAGCCAACAAACAGUUGCUGUGCAGGCCGGACCGCCACCAGACCCUAACAGCUUACAAGAAGUAAAUACCAGUGAGAAAGAUAAGGAUGUCAGUUCGAAGGAGGAAGAAGUGUUGGUGGAAAAGGGGGUUGAGGACGACGCACAGGAUGGUGGGCACGAUGACGACACGGGGGAAGGGGGCGAAACGGAUAGCGCAAAUCAAGACGAUGUGAGUUUGGAGUAUGACGAUGAGGAGGUAGAGGAAGAAAAUGAAGACGCAGAAUAUUCGCAACAGAUAACAGAAACGCAGAAUGGGAAAAGCAACUCCCCUACUGUGGGACUUGAAUCUCUAAUCAGCGACGCCACCGUCCAUGAUGCUCUGGCGGAACAGUGCAAGGACAACGUGCAGGGAAAGAAAGAAGCCGAGGCCUUCGUGAACACUCUGCUGGAUUUACUAGACGGUAGCAACAGCGCAGCUGAUAAUGCCAUCAAGAAUUUGGCUGACGACAUUUCGCAAUUCCUCCUCAAGUGA